UCGAUCUUGGCUUUUACGGUGAACCUGUGAAAAUUGAGUUCCUGUGUAAUUUUGAUUCUAACUAGAUAAAAAAUACGCGUUAUCGCGUAUUUGUUUUCAAUAUAGUGUAAUUUACUAGUAAGUCACCCGUAAAACCGUAAAAAUGGGAAAUGAAAAUUCAAUUCCUAUGGAACUAUGUUCAAACUCUCGUGUUAACUGCAUUGAUUUUAAGGUGGAAAACUUCGACGCGGACGAGAUCCGGCGGCUGGGCAAGCGGUUCCGCAAGCUGGACCUGGACAACUCGGGCGCGCUGUCCAUCGACGAGUUCAUGUCGCUACCGGAGCUGCAGCAGAACCCGCUGGUGCAGCGCGUGAUCGAUAUCUUCGAUGCGGACGGUAAUGGCGAGGUGGACUUCAAGGAGUUCAUCCAGGGCGUGUCGCAGUUCAGCGUGAAGGGCGACAAGCUGUCCAAGCUGCGGUUCGCCUUCCGCAUCUACGAUAUGGACAACGACGGGUUCAUCUCAAAUGGGGAACUGUUUCAGGUAUUAAAAAUGAUGGUGGGCAACAACCUGAAGGACACUCAGCUGCAGCAGAUCGUGGACAAGACGAUCCUGUUCGCGGACAAGGACGAGGACGGCAAGAUCUCGUUCGAGGAGUUCUGCAACGUGGUGGGCAACACCGACAUACACAAGAAGAUGGUCGUCGAUGUCUAGGCGACCUACUUGCGCUUGCAAACCGCCACGGAUAUCAGAUACGCGUUCACUUUUGUGUUUCGAACGCGAAUCGAAUGUCAAAUGGAAUGGAAUUUGAAAAUGGAAUCGGAAAAAAAAAGACAAAAAUGUUUCGCGCGUAAUACGUACGGCGCAGUGAUUGGUUGCUCGCAAACAUGGCGUCCGCGUCGGUCGGUUUCGAUUUCAGUCUCACAUUUUGGCGCGGUAACUUUUAUUCGUGGUUCGAAGUGUUUUAAGUACUAUACUUAAUACUUAAUAGGUAUAAGGCGGGUUUUGCAAGUUCAAUCGGAAUGUAGCAGAUAUUCUUACUGUAUUUUACGGAUACGAGCGAGAAAACGUAAGGUUUUGUUUAACCGCUGGUUCGGUGACUUACUAUUCUAAAUAAAAAUCGGAUUCUAACUUAGAUACGUUUCCAAAUAGGCUAAAAGUGCAUUUUCUUAACAAAAAUAAAUAUUUGAUCAUUACUUAGCAUAACAUUAAUAAUACCUAGAACUAAGUAUACUUCAUCGUUCUAUAAUAUACAUAAUAUGGUAUUUGUAACAAUUUUUAAAUACAUUUGAUUGAUGAACUGUACAAAUGUCUGAUGGAUGAUCGCCCUUAUGAAUAUGCCUUAACACUUCAAAUAUGAUAAGUGAAACGUUUAAAUUGAUUUCCAAGUCCAUUAUCUUGCGUUUUCUCGCGAGUUAAGCAAGUUCUCGUUCGUCCUCAAAUCCUCUAUCGCUCUAGCUAGACACUUUUCUAAUUGCGCGUCUGUACAUACCUUUACUCGGGGCUGCCAUAUCUAUAAUACUUAUUUACACUCUCAAAUAUUUUAAAUGUAUUUCGGAAUUUUUAUUUUGAGAAUAGCAACAUUUAUUUAUUAUUUUAUUAUUAUACAUUAAAUUUUUUUAUUAGUUAGUGCAAUAAAAUAGCGCCGCGUGUUAUGGACGCGCAUAAUUUCUAACAUUAACUUAAUAUAAGACAUGCAUUAUUUACUUUACACUAGUUACAAAACAUUAAUUAAUGUAGUCGAAUCAUUUAUACGUUUUUUUUGUUGCGGUAAUUUAAUUGUAUUGUUAUUUAGUGUUUUAUAUUUAUUUAGGUGUCGGAUUGUACAUUAGUCGAUAGUCCUCGUCGAGGGUUGAAUGUCAUUAGAUGCGGCUCGGGAACUCCGUCUAGUGCUUUGUAAAAAUCAUGAAAAAAUAUAAAAUAGUGGACGACAUAUUCACAUAUACAGUAUAAUCCACUUAAAAAAAAAUUAUAAUUUUCAUUUCGUCGCACAAAAAAGCAAGUUUUAGACUUGGAGGUGGUUCAUAAGUUAAUUACGUCUUCUUA
Molecule: messenger RNA, 2023 nt
Organism: Colias croceus (clouded yellow)
Lineage: Eukaryota; Metazoa; Arthropoda; Insecta; Lepidoptera; Pieridae
Gene: CanB
Product: calcineurin subunit B type 2
Exons: 6
Coding region: 143-691 (182 amino acids)
Molecular function (GO): calcium-dependent protein serine/threonine phosphatase regulator activity; calcium ion binding
Source: RefSeq, a predicted model, not a curated record